CCUUUUUUUGUUUACCCUUCACUUUCACACUUGGUCUCUGUUCUUGCUUGACGCAUGAACUUCCCUUAAUAUCUUUUUAUUUUUAUUUUUAAAUAAACAUAUAAAUAUAUAUUUAAUUUAUUAAAUAUAUAAAUAUAAAUAUAUAUAUAUAUACAUAUAUAUACAUUAUACAGAAUAUAGAGCAAUAAAAAAAAGUUUCUUACAUUCAUCUCAUUACAAUGACCUCUGACAUUGCCGAACGUACGGCCCUUGCAAGACGCGAGGCCGAGUCCUUGAAAGCAAAGAUUAAACAACGACAAGAAGCCAUGGUUGAUACCUCUUUACAACAAUUGGCCGAGAAACAGAUCAAACCUAUUGGACGUACUGUCCUAAAAGUACGGCGCACAUUAACUGGCCAUUUGGCAAAGAUUUAUGCCAUGCAUUGGUCAGCCGAUAACAGACACUUGGUCUCGGCUUCUCAGGACGGAAAGUUGUUGGUGUGGGAUGCCUACACAUCCAACAAAGUCUACGUCGUCCCUCUCCAGUCUUCCUGGGUCAUGACAUGUGCCUACAGUCCCUCGGGAAACUUUGUGGCGUCGGGUGGACUUGAUAACGUCUGUUCAAUCUACAACCUCAAGACCCGCGAAGGACCCACACGACCUGUGAGAGAGCUCAGUGUUCACACAGGUUAUCUCAGUUGCUGUCGGUUCAUCGACGACAGCCAGAUUCUGACGUCAAGUGGAGAUUCCACCUGUGCCUUGUGGGACAUUCACGCAUGUCAGCAGAUUGCAAGCUUUACAGACCAUUCGAGUGAUGUAAUGCAUCUUUCAAUUUCGUCGAAUCCUGCCAUCUUUGUAUCAGCUGCCUGUGAUGCCACUGCAAAGAUAUGGGACAUUCGAUCCAGACGAUGUGUUCAGACUUUUACUGGACAUGAGUCAGAUAUUAAUGCUGUCCAGUUUUUCCCGAAUGGAAAUGCCAUUGGUACCGGAUCAGAUGAUGCAACGUGUCGAAUGUUUGAUCUGAGAGCAGAUCAUGAACUGGCCAUCUAUACUCACCCCGACAUCCUCUGCGGCAUAACCUCUGUUGCCUUUUCCCGCUCUGGACGACUGCUCUUUGCUGGUUAUGAUAAUUACGCCUGUCACAUUUGGGAUACACUCAGAUGUGAACGUGUGGGAAUCUUGAGCGGACAUGAGAGCCGGCUUUCUUGUCUAGGCAUUUCAAACGAUGGAAUGGCAGCAUGUACAGGCAGCUGGGACCAAACACUAAAGAUUUGGUCUUAA
Molecule: messenger RNA, 1259 nt
Organism: Phycomyces blakesleeanus NRRL 1555(-)
Lineage: Eukaryota; Fungi; Mucoromycota; Mucoromycetes; Mucorales; Phycomycetaceae
Gene: Gpb4
Product: G protein beta subunit
Exons: 4
Coding region: 219-1259 (346 amino acids)
Biological process (GO): G protein-coupled receptor signaling pathway
Cellular component (GO): heterotrimeric G-protein complex; cytoplasm
Molecular function (GO): protein binding; signaling receptor complex adaptor activity
Source: RefSeq, a predicted model, not a curated record